Fusarium vanettenii 77-13-4 is the source of this 435-nucleotide messenger RNA. RefSeq lists its product as uncharacterized. The record is from RefSeq and is a predicted model, not a curated record. NCBI's taxonomy places the organism in Eukaryota, Fungi, Ascomycota, Sordariomycetes, Hypocreales, Nectriaceae. Bases 1 to 435 code for a protein of 144 amino acids. The transcript has 4 exons.
AUGAACGGCAGCCCGAUCCGCAAGUUGGCGGACAGCUCACUUGCUAUCCUAUCAGGACACAAGGACCCCCAGGCUCCCAGUACCAAUGACCAGGUUGGGGCUCCUUGCCAGCUCAAGAGAGCUUUGAUUGGUUUGUGGCCCCCUGAUGUACGAAGUCUUUAUGCACUGAUGGGGCGGCUGGGCGGCAAGAAGAAUGUGUGUCUGACAGCUCACGUUGGUGUUACACGGGAGGCCCCUCAGCUGUUGGGUGGGCAAACAUAUUCCGCCGUUCAGAUUGAUGACGCUGCCGAUGCAACCACAUCUUUGAAAUACAGCGCUUUGGGUGACUUCUUCUCGGGCAAAGUCGUUGAUAAUCUGUUCUUUAUUACAUUUGCAGCCCGGUCCUUGAUGGGAACUGAGCCAAAAGGUCGCCUGGGUGAAGCUUGGUGUUCAUAG